This is a messenger RNA of Fukomys damarensis (Damara mole-rat), 3305 nucleotides long. RefSeq names its product twinkle mtDNA helicase (gene Twnk). Gene Ontology annotation, biological process: mitochondrial DNA replication. Gene Ontology annotation, molecular function: single-stranded DNA binding; 5'-3' DNA helicase activity; ATP binding. The record is from RefSeq and is a predicted model, not a curated record. The coding region runs from base 191 to 2245 and encodes 684 amino acids. Gene Ontology annotation, cellular component: mitochondrion. Lineage: Eukaryota; Metazoa; Chordata; Mammalia; Rodentia; Bathyergidae. The transcript has 5 exons.
CAAAUAGGCCUUGAACUCACACAGUCUUUCUGCCUCAGCCUCCCAGGUGGUGGGAUUAUAGGUGCACUCCACCUCUCACCCAACAGAAAUAGAAGUUUAAGCUCUGUAGAGUGCUGUGUGAAGGAUUUUUAGGGUCUGGCUUAAUAAAGGCACUCAACCCAGACAAGAGUGACUUCCUGCUCCACUAGGAAUGUGGAUCCUUCUCCGAGGCGUGCACCCGCUCCGGGCCUUGCUGCCUUUGCGUGGGGAGUGGAUGGGCCGCAGGGGCCUUCCCCGAAGCUUAGUCCCAGGCCCGCCUCGAAGACGAUACAGGAAGGAGGCUCUCCCAGCCUUGGAGGUGUCAGUGUUGGCUGUAACCACAGCCGAAAUCCGCCAGUAUCUGCGGACACGGGGGAUCCCCUUCCAGGAUGGCCACAGCUGCCUUCGAACACCGAGCCCCUUUGUGGAGUCCUCACAGGUCAAGGGUCAGACUCAAGCUACCACUUCCUUCAGCCUCUUCAUUGACAAAACCACAGGCCGCUUUCUCUGCAUGACCAGCCUAGCAGAAGGGAGCUGGGAAGACUUCCAGGCCAGUGUGGAGGGGCGAGUGGAUGGGGUGAAAGAGGGGAUCCUGCCUAGUGAGACCCCAGAAACUGAGAACACUGAGGAGGUCCGGAGGAUUUGGGACCGAGCAGUGCCUCUCUGGGAGCUGCCUGACUCAGAGGAGGCCCAGGUGGCUCGCGUGAUGUUUGGCCUGACCAAAGUGACAGACGACACACUGAAGCGCUUCAGUGUGCAGUAUCUGCGGCCUGCUCGGAGCCUGGUCUUCCCUUGGUUCUCCUCUCAAGGCUCAGGAUUACGAGGCCUGAAGCUUCUAGGUGCUGAAGGCCGGGGGGAUGGAGUGCACUACAUGGAGACCACCAUACCCCGCCCAGGUGCUUACCACAACCUGUUUGGAUUACCACUGAUCAGCCGUCGGGAUGUUGAGGUGGUCUUGACAAGUCGUGAGCUGGACAGCUUAGCCUUGAGCCAGGCCACGGGGCUUCCCACCCUUGCCCUGCCCCGAGGAACGCUCUCCUUACCCCCUACCUUACUCCCAUACCUUGAACAGUUCCGCCGCAUUGUAUUAUGGCUAGGGGAUGACCUUCGUUCUUGGGAAGCUGCCAAGUUGUUUGCCCGAAAACUGAACCCAAAACGAUGCUCCUUGGUGCGCCCUGGAGACCAACAACCCCGUCCCCUGGAGGCUCUGAACCGAGGCUUAAAUCUGUCUCGCAUUCUUCGUACUGCCCUACCAGCCUGGCACAAGUCAAUUGUGUCUUUCCGGCAGCUUCGGGAGGAGGUGCUAGGAGAAUUGUCAAAUGUGGAGCAAGCAGCUGGCAUCCGCUGGAGCCGCUUCCCCGACCUCAAUCGUCUCUUGAAGGGACAUCGGAAAGGCGAGCUGACAGUCUUUACAGGGCCGACAGGCAGUGGAAAGACAACGUUCAUCAGUGAGUAUGCCCUGGAUUUAUGUACCCAGGGGGUGAACACACUGUGGGGGAGCUUUGAGAUCAGCAAUGUGAGACUGGCCCGGGUUAUGCUGACCCAGUUUGCUGUGGGGAGGCUAGAGGAGCAGCUGGACAAAUACGACGAGUGGGCCGACCGCUUUGAGGACCUCCCGCUCUAUUUCAUGACUUUCCAUGGGCAGCAGAACAUCAGGUCUGUGAUAGACACAAUGCAGCACGCAGUCUAUGUCUAUGACGUUUGUCACGUGGUCAUCGACAACUUGCAGUUCAUGAUGGGUCAUGAGCAGCUGUCCACAGACAGGAUUGCAGCCCAAGACUACAUCGUUGGGGCCUUUCGGAAGUUUGCAACAGAUAAUAACUGCCAUGUGACAUUGGUCAUUCACCCCCGGAAAGAGGACGAUGACAAGGAACUGCAGACAGCAUCCAUUUUUGGCUCAGCUAAAGCAAGCCAAGAAGCGGACAACGUUCUGAUCCUGCAGGACAGGAAGCUGGUAACUGGGCCAGGGAAGCGAUAUCUGCAGGUGUCCAAGAACCGCUUUGAUGGAGACGUGGGUGUCUUCCCGCUUGAGUUCAAUAAGAGCUCCCUCACCUUCUCCGUACCACCAAAGAGCAAGGGCCGGCUCAAGAAGAUCAAGGAUGACAGUGGACUGGUUGUCAAGAAGCCCUCUUCUGGCAAAAAGGGGGCUGUGCCCCAGAACCAUGAGACCUGCCCGGGCCAUGACCCCAUCCCCUACCAGCCAGACACCUCUAACCCUACGGGGUAAAGGCAGUUGACAGCCGACCCCUAAAGUGAACCUCAUGGGACAGGCCAGAGUGUGGAUCUUUCUUGGCCCUCUGCUAGGGCUUCUCUGCACUAUAAUUCUAAGCUGUGGUUCCUUCUCAGCUUAGGGCAGGGCGCCAUAGAAAACUCAGCAGCUAUGUGAGGACUGACGAUGUGAUAGACUUUGUUCAAGGUCCUGUAUAUGCAGCACUGAAAAGAUGCAUAAGGUCUUUGUUUCCACGGAACCUGCACCGUGGUACAAGAGACGAGCAGUGAACAAAUAAACAGAAGACACUGACAGGGAUAGAAAGAAAAUAGAAAUGUGACAGAGUGCUCAAGGGCUACUUGAAGUGUUCUAAAACGAUGUCUCAGUAGAGGGGAUGUGAGUUGGGGCCUUGGGAACUAGGCGGGGAGGUUGUGUCCGGAUCGGGAGAAGGAGGUGGAGGUGCAGGCUGAGAAGCCCUGAGCAAGUGAGGCGAGAGGCCAUGAGGUCAGGCCCUGAGCCCGGAGGGGACGUCUGACUUCUGGCUAACGACUGGAGUCAAAGGAUGAUGGGAUGGCAGACGCGCCUCUGCUGCCCACUUCAGAGGCUGCUAGAGUCAGACCCCGAGUGCUUAGCCCUGUCACGAGCCUGGGUGUGGGGGGUCCUCCACGCGAUGCUUGGCUGCAGAGCCGUGGAAGGGGCUGGAAUCCUGCCCCUGGGUGCUGGUUCCAUCGUGUGCUGCCUCAGACAGGAGCCUAGAGGAGGGAAUCUUUUGUAGUUUUCAUGAAAAAUAAUUUUCCUGUUACUUUUAUUUGUGUGUGUUUUCUGAUAUGUCCACCAGGUGUCUCCCCAGUCUAACUGCGCUGGAGGAGGGGCAGCUCUGGCUCCUGAGGAAGCCAGGACCUUGAAAGGCCUUCACUUCCCACCUCCCCUCCUACUUCUUGGCCUGGGGAGACAGGGUGGUGGUGUCCAUGAUGCUCUCCCAGGAGAUUUCUGGUGAAGCCGCAUGCCCAGGCCCUGCCUGACCAGCUGCUCCUCUUCCCUCUGUGGUAUGAGCCACUUCUCUCCCUGUGGACUCAAG